Molecule: messenger RNA, 5502 nt
Organism: Python bivittatus (Burmese python)
Lineage: Eukaryota; Metazoa; Chordata; Lepidosauria; Squamata; Pythonidae
Source: RefSeq, a predicted model, not a curated record
AUGGCGUGCCAGAAGUACGAGCUGCACGAGUCCGUGCAGGCACCCACGCGUGUCAUCUGGGUCCCUUGGGGGAGAGUUUGGAAGGCGCUUCCAGACUUAAUGUGCUGUGGCGUUCACCUGAUCGGACCCCUUCCGCAUUCUUGCAUCAUCAAGCCUUAUCAAAGAGCUUCUAAUGAUAAUGGGGGUGGUCAGUGUUCCCUUUUGCCUUGUCCCCGAGCUGAGCCGUUUUGUUUUUUUCUUAGCUAUAAAAAGAAGGAUGGGGAGUGGUCCACAUCUCAGGGUCGCAUCAAGGAGUUGGAAGUCCUCUUCCAUCGAAGCGAAGCAGAACUCACUGCCACUCUGAGUGAGAAGCGCAGCCUGGAGGCUGAGGUGGCUGAUGCACGUGCCCAGCUGGCAAAGUCGGAGGACGCCCAUGCCGUAGCCAAGAAGCAGCUGGAGAAGGAGACCCUCCUGCGGGUGGACCUGGAGAAUCGCUGCCAGAGCCUCCAAGAGGAGCUCGACUUCAGGAAGAGCAUUUUUGAAGAGGAAGUGAGGGAGACCCAGAAGUGGCACGAGCGUCACUUGGUGGAGGUGGACAGCAGUCACCAGAAGGAGUAUGAGUCGAAAAUUGCCCAGGCCCUGGAAGACCUGCGGAGGCAGCAUGACGACCAGGUCCAGCUCUACAAGCUGGAAUUGGAGCAGACCUAUCAGGCCAAGCUGGAGAACGCCAAGCUCUGCUCGGAUCAGAACGAACGGGCGGCCAGUGCCGCUCGGGAAGAACUAAACGAGGCCCGCAUCCGGAUCGAAGCUCUCAGCUAUCAGCUCUCUGGGCUGCAGAAGCAGGUGAGCACUGCGGAAGAGCGGAUGCGGGACUUGGAGGAGCUGAUGGCUGGCGAACAGGAGAAGCUGCGGAAGAUGCUGGAUGCCAAAGAGCGGGAAAUGACGGAGAUGCGGGACCAGAUGCAGCAGCAACUAAUGGAGUACCAGGAGCUCCUGGAUGUCAAACUGGCCCUGGACAUGGAAAUCAGCGCUUACCGAAAGCUUUUGGAAGGGGAAGAGGAGAGGCUCAAGCUGUCUCCAAGCCCCCCGUCCCGCAUCACCGUCUCCCGAGCCACCUCCUCCAGCACCUCAGCUACUCGCUGUUCGCGGGGGAAGCGGAAGCGGGUGGAGGCCGAGGAGCUGUCAGGUAGCAUGUCCGGCGGGGUUGGACGCAGGAGCAGCACCAGCAGCUUCCGGGUUAGCCAGCAAGCCUCAGCCAAGGGGAGCAUCAGCAUUGAGGAGGUGGACCCGGAGGGGAAGUUUGUUCAGUUGAAGAACCAUUCUGACAAGGAUCAAUCUCUUGGAAACUGGAGGCUGAAGAGGAAGAUUGGAGAGGGAGAGGAGAUUGUGUACAAGUUUACUCCAAAGUACAUCCUCCGGGCCGGGCAGACGGUGACAAUCUGGGCUGCUGAGGCUGGGGUGGCACAUAGCCCACCCUCAGUCCUAGUCUGGAAGAACCAGGGCAGCUGGGGCACUGGAGACCAUAUCCACACGUGCCUGGUGAACUCUGAUGGAGAGGAGGUUGCUGUCAGAAGUCUGACCCAGUUGUCCGCUGCGCUGCAGGAGAACGAGGAGGAGGAGGAGGAGGCUGAGUUUGGGGAGGAAGAUCUCUUCCACCAGCAGGGGGAUCCCAGGACAACGUCCAGAGGAUGCGCCAUCAUGUGAAAGGAAGGAGCCCUCUUGGCUUUAUGUUUCUCUCCCUCCCUCUUUUCUUUUACCUGCAUUCAUGGAAAACUAUUUUUCUAGGUCUUCUAUGACUUAUUUUUACUUUGAGUGGAAUUGAGUUUUCAAACCCUUUUAAAAAGCCAGAAGCGAAUCAGCCAGAACUGCGCUGGUUGCCUGCUGCUGUUGCUUUUCAGCCACGAGCCAAGGGCAAGGAAUCCCCCGCCACGGGCAAGGAACAAGGGUUUGAAUCAGGGUUUGGACUCCGGAUCAGAGGCUUUGGGACUUGAGGGUGUUUCCAUGCUCUUCUGCUCUCUUGGCUUCCUGGAAUUGGGGCUAAAAAAAGUCACAGAAUUGGAAAUGGCAUCCAAGGAUUAUCUAGAUUUGUCCCCUCUGUUGCAGGAAAUCGGUUAGUCUCUAAUGAGAUGGGUGCCCAGCCUCUGCUUGAACAUCUCUGACAAAGAGAUCCCACCAGAAUUAGCAAGUGACCAGACCACUUGGAAGCCACUGCAGAAGGACGGGGGGCAAAGGUGAGUGCGCAGCGAAGUAGCCCAGAGUUACUCCAGGUCUCCUACAGGAUGGGCAGCAAGUAAUGUGUUGGGAUUUGAAACCACAUGAGCCCCCGAUGGAGGCGGGACACAUUUGCCAUGCUGCUUCUCAGGAUAACGUUGCUUAAGGAGGGUGUGUUGCGUAAGAAUGCUGACCUGCCGGCGGCUGCAUCGCCAUCAGUAUCUUGGUAUCAUCUUUCUUAAGUAUUGUGAAAAAAAGAACCCUUCCAUAACCAGUUAUCUGCUGGAAGAUCGUAGAAAUACCCUUGAAAUCCAAUCUUGUCAACGUUGUGUACUUUGGGAUUCUAAAGUAUUUUGAAUUACAGAAGCCAUUUCAGCUGGAAUUCUUACCACUAAGUGUUCGCUCUCAAAUGAAUGUGCCCCAACUUAAAUUAGCUCUCAUAGUCCAAAACAAAACCCUAAAAGUUACAUUACAUUUGUGUUUAGCUCUGAUCUUCCUCUUCAAAUGCUAGCCUUGAAGCUCACUGCCUUGGUUCUGUGUUUUAUUUUUUUUAAAUAAGAGCAUUAAAAAUUGGAAUCCUAAUGAAAAAAAUCUUGAGAAUUUCAGUGAGCUACAUUCCCAAGAGUUGGUAGAUAGUCCAUCACCUGAGACUCUGCCACAUCAAAUGUCUGAACUGCCAGGUGUCACCUUGGGCGCUCGCUCUUGCGGGACUGAGCGUGCGAAAGCCGCCUCUGAUCAUCAAGCUGUGAAACACGCAUCUUCCUAAAGGGACCCUUCAGGCAAGCCAGCUGUCCAGUGUCUCACUUGCUCUGAAGCCUAGAGGACUCGAAAGGGCCUUGGAAUCUCCACAAGGGGAACAUCCCAAAAUUCAUAGGAUGUAAACAGGGCUUCUGACCCUAAGUCCACUGGCUACUUCUAUGACAUCCCUGGGGCUUUAGCUCAAGGGUGUGUGGACAUUUUGGCAGCAGUAAGACAUGCUGUCAGAGAGAAAAUAUUUAACGAAGGGAUAGAUUGGGUAUCUGUCUGAGACAGUCGCUUAACUGUAGCAGGAUUGAGAAUGAGAAAUCAAACUUAAUAUGAAAAUAAUGUUUAAGGAGCCAACAUUCCAGAGAUAUUUUAAUGCUACAUAGUGUGUUAAUGACCAAUGUGAAUUAAUGUAAAAGUGUUUUAGAUUUAGAAGCUCUGAUCCACUUUUUAUGGAGCCACUAGUGUUAAAGCCCUGAAAAGGGAGCUUGAUAUUGGAUAAAUUUAAAUAAAUUGUUGUCUUCCUCCCCCGCCCCCCUUAGGUCAUAUUCCCACUCAGCUUGAAGGAGGGAGGCCGAACGGGUUGCUCAGAAGGAAGGGUCUGGGGUGGUUUGCCAAGGUCAUGCUCCUCGUGGUCUGCUCCUCUGACCCCAGGGCUCCGCCAGCGGCUGCCCCUCUGAGCUGGCCGGCGCCAGCUUUCCUGCGCCUGCCGUGUGUGGAGGCGCUGCUGGGUUAAGCAGGUGCUCAGCAGAGGAAUCCCGGAGCUGAAAUGGGUUCUGCCAGGGGCCCUUUGCGGAGUCCCACCCGCCAGGCUUUGUGCUGGAUUCUAGCAGCACCACUCUGGGCUGCAGUGAUGGCGGUGAUUCACCUGUGCCCUUGUUCAUCGAAACGUCACUCCAGCACCGUCUGGCUCAUAGACUGGAGUGGCUGCUUUUUGGGUGGCCAAGGGCCACUGGCCCAGGCCUGGGGCAGAGGAGGCUGGAAGGUUUGCCAGUCCAAAGUCAUUCCAGGUGUGCUGAGUCUAAGUUGGAGGCUUCGUGCGCCAACGUCUUCCGAUGGUUGUGGCCGCCCCCUCCCCCUCCUCAGACAGCAUCUUUGCAGAAGAAGGUUCCUAAGGAGAGCCUGCAGAAAAGGGGUUCUGCCAUCCCAGAACACAGAGCAGGCCAGGAGUGGAGGCCGUGUAAAUCCCCGCUGGGGGGAGAGAACUGCUGGGCCUUGGGCCUUUCCCCUCCUAGCUACUGGAGUUAAGGCUGACUUGCUGCUUUUGGCAGGAGGCUGCUGCAGAGCAUUGCCGAUGCCUUAGGUGCGCACAGAGUGUCAAGCCCCACAGCCUGGGUCCCUUAGUCGGCCAUCGUCACGGCCUUGGCUGCCGUGUCACCCCCUGCCGACCCCUCCGGCCUUCCAGCGUAUCUCCUCUUGUGAGUCUUAAGCCACCAGCCCGAUCUCCCGUCUUCGCCUGCCCAGGCCCUUCACUGGGAACUUGACCUCCACCUUAUUGGUCUCAAACCUCUAGUCGCUCACUGUACGGUCUGCAGGAGAGAGAAAGAAGGGAAGUGCAUCAUCUUUCAGACAGCCCCACCCGUGCACACGCACACCCCUUCCCCAGGGUGAAGUUCCUUUGGGGCACUAUUGGAUUGCCUCAGUCUUUCUGUGUGUGUCUUUUGCUCUGCGGCCUGGAAAGGCUUUCCUGCAGAGUGCCCCAGAGUAGAUGGAGGGCAACCAGGGUUAGCUGGGAGAUCCGUUCAGCACCUGAUCAGUGUUUGGUUGUCACUUGAGACCCACUGCUUUCUUCGCUCUGGGAAUAUGCCUUGCUUUGUACUUUAAACAAAAUGUGAUUUCUUUUAUAUUUUAAGCCCAUGUUUACACAUGACUAUUGAUGAAUCUUAACACCACUUUGAAAUGCUAAAGUUUAGUGAAUAAUUGUCAAAUGGAGUACCGAACACUGGAUAUUUGUGGGGUGGGCAUUUGGGACGCCCUCAGUUUCAUCUUUCCAUUGAUAGCCGUAACCACCUCAGCAUAUCCCCUAGCUGGCUUGCUCCUGGUGAACUCGACUCUAGAAGAAAAUACCCAGUUCUUCCACUGUUUGUUUCAGGCAUUUUGUGGGGUCCUUUUCCCCGCUGCCCUAAAUCCAGGGGAUAUUCCCUGGAAGGAAUAUUGAUAGCGCUUGGCUACCCCUGCAGAAUUACACUACGUUUUGCAAGCAAUGUCCUUUCUGACACCCAUGGCAGAGAGAGCAGCUUUGACUUUAUACAGGCCCAUUUCCUUAUUAGAACUCUAUUUUUGUAGCAGUGUGAUUUUUUACUUGGAAGUUUUGUUUCUGAAGAACGGGAGCAGCUGUGUUUAUGUGAAAGGAUCUGCUUCUCAGACGAGAACAGUGGUGCGGCACUUAACGUUAGCCGAUGCAUGGCUUUGGGAGGAAACUGGCCUACACUGUCGCAUUUCAGUGUCAUUUUUGGGUUCUUAUGGAUAUGCAUGCUCAGUGUCUGUCUUUUUCAGCAAUUUAUAAUAAUACAUUUUUUUGACCGGAAACCUUUUGUACGACACUCAAAUAAAUGUUUUGCAUUUUUA